GUAGGUUUGCCCUCUGUCCCAGCACGACCUAUUGGCUGCACGGAAACGCGGUACUGGACAUACCGAGGGACCUGUGGUUUGGUAACCCAGUUAGGUUACCCCUAGAGCGUCUUUUGUCCGCUGUCCUUGCAAAUUUGACAAAGGAGCAUCAUGGCUUCGAGUCACACUGUGUUGAUGCGGUUGGUAGCUUCAGCGUAUUCUAUUGCUCAGAAGGCAGGAACUAUAGUUAGACGUGUUAUUGCUGAAGGAGACCUAGGUAUCGUGGAAAAGACCUCUGCAACAGACCUGCAGACCAAAGCUGACCGAUUAGUACAGAUGAGCAUAUGUUCUUCACUGGCACGGAAAUUCCCCAAACUGACAAUUAUAGGGGAAGAGGAUCUCCCUCCUGAAGAAGUGGAUCAAGAGCUGAUUGAAGAUGGUCAGUGGGAGGAAAUAUUGAAGCAACCAUGCCCAUCACAGUACAGUGCUAUUAAAGAGGAAGACCUUGUGGUUUGGGUUGAUCCUUUGGAUGGUACCAAAGAAUAUACUGAAGGUCUUCUUGACAAUGUAACGGUUCUUAUUGGAAUUGCCUAUGAAGGAAAAGCCAUAGCAGGCAUUAUUAACCAACCAUAUUACAACUACCAGAACAAUGAAAAGCAGAAGUUAAGGGAACACAGGAAUGAAGCAAAGGCAGGACCAGAUGCUGUGUUGGGGAGGACAAUCUGGGGAGUUUUAGGUUUAGGUGCCUUUGGGUUUCAGCUGAAAGAAGUCCCUGCCGGGAAACACAUUAUCACAACUACCCGAUCCCAUAGCAACAAGUUGGUUACAGACUGUGUUUCUGCUAUGAACCCUGAUGAUGUGCUGCGAGUAGGAGGAGCAGGAAAUAAGAUCAUUCAGCUGAUCGAAGGCAAAGCUUCUGCUUAUGUAUUUGCAAGCCCUGGAUGUAAGAAAUGGGACACUUGUGCUCCCGAAGUUAUCUUACAUGCUGUGGGAGGCAAGUUAACCGAUAUCCAUGGAAAUGCCCUUCAGUACAAUAAGGAAGUGAAGCAUAUGAACUCUGCAGGGGUCCUGGCCACACUGAGGAAUUAUGACUACUAUGCGAGCCGAGUUCCAGAAUCUGUUAAAAAUGCACUUGUUCCUUAAAGAAAAUUUUCAUUUUUUUAGCCCAAAGGACUUGUUUCUCAAAACAGUACAUUUCAAAAACUGAUUGAAUGGAAUUAGUAUUCUACCUUUAUUAAUCAUUGAUCAGUGAUUUAUAGUAGUUACUUAAAGAUAGAAAAUGGGGUUAAAGAAUUUCGUUUUAUUGGAGUCUAAUACUACUUUGCCUUAGGUAUGUAAUAAAUUUUGUGUGUCCUUUUUCCUGUUUAACAAAAUCAGGGAGUCAGGCACAGUGAUGCAUAACCUGUAGUCCCACCUACUUGGGGAAUCUGAGGCCAGAGGAUCAAAUUGCAUGAAUGAAGGAAUUUGAGGACAGCCUGGGCUACAAAGCAUAAUCCUGUCUCCAAAAAAAUAAAAAUAAAAAAGAAGAAAGGAAUUUAGCUUGAUUAGUUAACUGGACCAAUUUUUACAUCUGGAGAAUGUAUAAACUCAAUAUAUUUCUUUUUAUGUGGAGAUAUGAAAAAAAAAAAAAAGGUUUAGUCCUGACUGACUAAGCCAUUUGUGUAAUCAACAUUCCUAUCUUGUAAACCAGAUUUCUUUAGGGCACAGAACCUUAAUUGUUCAAAGAUUUCUCUCUUAUUUUUCAUGGUAGUUUUGAAGGUGUUCCUACUUCAAUUGUGAAUACAUAUAAUGUUAUUAUAUACAUUGAUGAAACAUUUCUGGGAAAAGUUUCUUUAAAAUAAAUUAUUUAAUCCUA
Marmota flaviventris (yellow-bellied marmot) is the source of this 1834-nucleotide messenger RNA. RefSeq names its product 3'(2'), 5'-bisphosphate nucleotidase 1 (gene Bpnt1). The record is from RefSeq and is a predicted model, not a curated record. Gene Ontology annotation, molecular function: 3'(2'),5'-bisphosphate nucleotidase activity. Gene Ontology annotation, biological process: phosphatidylinositol phosphate biosynthetic process. Lineage: Eukaryota; Metazoa; Chordata; Mammalia; Rodentia; Sciuridae.